AUGGCUGGGAAACCGAAAGCAGACCCCUCGCGGUUAAAAAACAAUUUAGAACGCUCGAUAGAGGCGCAUCGCCUUCGAUUGCAAAAGGCAAGAGGUCUAAAUACAGCGAAAACAGGGAGGCUUUGUGAGUGCAAAAAUUGCGAUGUGACUAGCGUGAAACCAUCAAUAGUGUGCACAAAGUAUGGUACUAGGAAGCUUGAGGAUGAAACGGUGAAAGUAAAUGUGCCUGCUAGCGUCAAACUGCCUACAAACAUUCCAACAGCAUCCACCAGACUGCUUCGACGUAAGCAGUCUGGAUCCGGGGGAAAAAACGAUAAAAAAGUAGGAAAGGGUAGGCUAGAUAAUAACGUUGAACUAAAUGGGCCAACUGUGGAUGUCAGUGAUGAGGAAAUCCGUUCCGCCAUAUCCCACAAUGCCAAAAAUGAAGAGCAUAACGAACGUGAUGAGUCGAAUCUGCUGGGAACCGUCGUCGGUAGUGAGUGUGAUUCAAGUUCCAAAGUGGACGACGGGAAGCAAAUGCCUGAACAACGUACGUUAAGCGGCAGCUCUUGUGAGCUACCCUCCGGGUCACCAUCUGAAGAGGCACAGGAGAAUACGAAAGAUGUUCCGGAUAUAGAUCUCAACAAGGUAAUACGUCGGUUAGAAAGCAUUAGGAUUGUAGACUCAGCAGGAGAUGAACACCGUAUAAAUACGGCCAGUAUUGAGACUAAGAUUUUGGACAUUGUGAACGAAAUAGUGCGCAAGAAAUUGAGUGCAAAUGAAAACGUCGAGACGACGCUCGAAUCUCAAAAUUUGAUACAUAAAACCGAUAAAGAACUCAUUCAGAAACAGGAGAAAACGCUCCCAGUCUCAAGCGUUAACGAUGUUAAACAAAUGGGUAGUGCACAACCAACGCAAAAUGCUGGAAUCAACAACUCUGAAACAUCAGGGCCUGAUCUUAUUAAUAAAUAUAAGAGUGUGAUUGAUGUGUUGUUGAAUUAUGUUUCUUGCGGUGCGCCGGCGAGGCGGGAUAUGAACCCUGGUACGGGAGAAAUAGGCAUUGCGUCCGGAGAUGUGAAAUCUGUCCAACAUGCUGCAGAUGCAGCGCACGUGUCGUCAGUGUCGCAAUUUAAAAUGGGAAACCAAGGGCAUGUGGCAAACAAUUUCGACUUGCCUGCCACCGGCAAGCGGUCCAACAUCUGGUGCAGGGGUAUUGGAUCGCAGGGCACACAGUCAGUAAAUAAUGGUUAUACAGGUGGUUUGGUAUCCAACUCUAUACAUGGCAAUCAAUUCGACUUGACCAGAAGUAUGGCACUGGCCAAAGAGGUUAGGCAUGUGUCGGCUCGCAGAAUGCUAAGUACCCCAAUGGGACAGAUGCCGCAUCCCUCGCAAAUUAACGGAGGGUAUUGUCAUCCGCUGAAAUACACCAACAACAGUCAUGUGUACACCCCGCAUAUGAAUUGCUAUGUUGAUAGUCGCUACCAGGGACCAUGGGACAUUCACACAUUAACCAAAAAAAACAGUUCUAGGCAGGUCACAUCGUCAUCGAGGCGACACCACCUACUCCGCCGCAACCGCACAGAUGUGACCGCAGUGCCGCCAGUUGGGUGUAAAUCUGAUUUUGAUAUCCACAAAACAAGCGCUAAUGAACAUUAUAUGCAGAGCUUAGCACCUCGCAUAAGGAACACCGUCAAAGCCACCGGAGCAGCGCCGGUCGGCAUUCUGAAUUCACCAUUUCGUGUGAUUCAAAGACAGUCCACUGGGUCUUUAUACAGCCGAAACACCGGGCGCGCUUAUGGCCAUCAAGUGCAGGCCGCUAUGAUGUGA
Molecule: messenger RNA, 1806 nt
Organism: Babesia sp. Xinjiang
Lineage: Eukaryota; Apicomplexa; Aconoidasida; Piroplasmida; Babesiidae
Exons: 1
Coding region: 1-1806 (601 amino acids)
Source: RefSeq, a predicted model, not a curated record